This is a messenger RNA of Chara braunii, 2988 nucleotides long. The record is from the annotation of a GenBank genome assembly. NCBI's taxonomy places the organism in Eukaryota, Viridiplantae, Streptophyta, Charophyceae, Charales, Characeae.
CCGUAUUUGCACUCUCAUUCGUGAGGCGCUUCAAGUACUAAGACGUGCGGCUUCACGAAGUGAGUCCUCGACUCGUAGAUGAAUAUGGCGGGCUUAGGCACGUUGGGAGUGGGUGCCGCUAACAUGGGUGGGGCGACUAUUGGUGGGAAUGUUGGCGGAGGCAUGGGCGGAUCAUUGGGCGGGAUAGGCGGAACGGGCAUGUCCAACCCUGGUGGAACUACGGCAUCACCUUAUGGGGUGGUAACGUGUUUUAUCUGCGGGAAGACUGGUCAUUACUCUUGUAAUUGCUGGCAGGCGGCCAGUAGACAGCAACCUGGGGAGGAUCCUGAAAUGAAAGAGCUCCUCCGCCGUAUUGUGAAGAGGGAGAAAGACGAGGAGGAACGGAAGUCGCGAGAGAAAGAAGAAGAAAAAAGAAAAGAGGAGGAGGAGAGGAGGGAAAGUGAGAAGUUACGUGAGGCGGAAGCAAGGGAAGCGGCAACCAUCGUACGGAUCUUAUCACAGCGGCAGGUACCUGCGAUGAUCACCCCAGCAUCUCAACCAGUAGUGAUUGGCUCACCAUCUCACGCGGCGACCGAUUCUAAGAAGCGAUCUCCUCGCUCGAAGGCUCGGAUGCUGAGGGAGAUUAGAAGCUAUAUAGCCGAAUCUGAUGACGAGAGCGACGAGGUAAAGGAGGAGGCAGAGAAACUGAUAGAGGCGAUCGAAAGUAGGAAGAAAGGCAAGAAGAGUACGACAAUUCUUCGCGCAGCUGCAAGUCGAGUCACCAGAACACCACGGAAAGACAAGACACGUCAAGCUACUGGGGGCGACGUUACAGAUGUGUUUGAAACACCUAAGAAGGUGGGACCCGCCGAAUGCUCCUGUGAAGGAGUGUUGGAGUAUGCGCUCACACAGGCUCGGGCUCUGAGUGACCUCAAGGCGCCCGAUCUGAAGAAGAUCUGUGACCGAGAAGGGAUCGACUACAUUGUCAAGGAGCAGGCUAUUGACGACAUUGCACGCUGCCGCACAAGGUUGGCGUAUGAAGGCUUCUUCGAUAGAGAUCAAGCUACACCUAGCAGUAAACAUGCAUCAGAUAUCCAUGGGAGGUUUGGGGAGUCCGAUAUUAUCAUUGGGACUGAUAGGAGGAGACUGAGAGCCGUGAGGACGGAACUCGUGCUAGGGUGCAAUUUCCGGAUCACGAAAUUGGCUGUCACUCCGACUACUGUGCAACGCAAUAAGCGUUAUUUACGGAAUCUGAUUGCUGAACCAUGGAGAAUGCGACAGCUAUAUCGAUUGUCCAGUAGUAGACUGACAUCACUGUACCGAACCGUUGGGCUUUUCUCACGAAUCUCGACGCGCAAUACCAUUCGUUUGAAGAUAGAACGUGUGGUGCGCGGGAAUUUUGGAAUCGAUAUAAGAAGAAGAUUGGUUCUGAAGGUUCCGUUCUCCUCUGACAUUGUUAUGCGAUCAAUCCGCGAGAUCAUGAUGAAGGUGAUCUCGGCAUCCGUGAAGGAUCACGACAUUGCCUCUCUCGUAUUAGAGAGGAUGAGGUUGGUAAUGACGAAGUGUAAGACUGUGGGUGGAGUCGUUCAGAACUAUAGGAGAGCACUGGAUAACAAACAAGACUCGUGCACUUGUGCUGAUUUCUACCUUGCACGGCAUGAGGGACAUGUCCGCGUUAGAUUGGAUGAGAUUAGUGGAAUACACCAGUUUGUGCACAACUCCAAGAACGUGACGAAGGGUAGAACAACGACUGUGUCACAACUGGUCGAGUUGAUUGUUCGAGCUAUACCAAAGACAUGGAGGGCGAGUCUACUGGGUAUUGCGUACGAAGACUUCCGCAGCUGCUACCGCUGGAUCAUCCUCGUCCGCGUUGACGGAACAGCAGGUUUCCUGCGUCGUGACGAAAGUGAAGAUCACAUACUGUCUACUGCCAAGAAAGAGUAUGUGGAAAGUGAACUACACAUGCUGGCAACCUGGCAUACAUGUGGCAGGAUCGGCAGAGCCUACAUUAUCCCAAAGGAUAAGGAUCUGGACUGGUGGCGACCUAUAUCGCCAUCAUGGUCCGAGCCUUCUCGUACUGCGAGUUCAAGGAUGGGAAGAUCGAUACGGUACAUGCUCAGAUGCCUUCCAGAAAGAUUGCAUUUCAGCCUACGAUCUACAGAUGACCUCAAGGGAUCUAUGGAGAAGUCCGUGGCAGCACUGAGCAGGGAGGGUGACACAAUUGUUGGGCGCAGCUAUGACAUCAAGGACAUGUUUGCGAAGUUGCCACAUCAGGAUAUUAUCACUUCUGCGGUACGGCUGAUGGAUUACCAUGGACGUCGCGGACUUACUGCAGUAAAGGUAAGUGUAAGGGGCAAAGCUUGUCGCAUGUCAAGAAACCUCCGAAAGGAUGACGGGAUGGUCACCAUCACUCUCGAAAAGAUCACGGGGAUGCGGUGUUUUGAACUAAAACACAAUUAUACCCUCUGUGAUGGCCACGUGUACCAGCAAACAUUUGGGAUACCUAUGGGAAAACACUCUUCCCCUGCACUGGCAGACUUGCUAUUUGCAAAGGGUGAGUUUGAUUUUCAAACUGCUCUUGGUAGUGACCGGCGACUGGUUGCAGGACUCAGGAUGGUGGAUGACGUAUCACUGCUUAUUGUUUUUAGUGCAGGUGUUACAAGUAGCUACCAUAGGGCAAUGAACAUUGCUGAGCUCUUUGAGUACUGCUACCCACCUUCUCUGAAGCUGGUGAAGAAGGACGAUGGGAGAAACACUUGGGAAUUUCUGGGGUGCAGAAUUUUUGUUGUGCCCUUUCCUGCGCGAGUACACAUAUUUCCCAGAACAAAGAAUCAACCUUGUCUCAUUAAUUCUCGGAAGUUACACUUCCAUUCCAUGCAGGAUUACGCAUCAUAUACUGCGAAGAAGGUGAAGAAGUUGACGUUGACAGCGUCGAUGCUCCGUCUUUGAGGUCAUCUACUGAUGAUGAAGCUGCCCUGACCUCGAUCAUCUGUCUUGUGAAAGAAUCUC